Molecule: messenger RNA, 300 nt
Organism: Plasmodium reichenowi
Lineage: Eukaryota; Apicomplexa; Aconoidasida; Haemosporida; Plasmodiidae
Product: reticulocyte binding protein 2b
Exons: 1
Source: RefSeq, a predicted model, not a curated record
UUAUAUAAUAUAAAUAGCAUAAAGGAUGAUAUUAUGAAUAUGUGGAAAUCUGUAAAUAAUAUAAAACAAAAAUUUUCUAGAAAUUUACCACUAAAAGAAAAAUUAUUUCAAAUGGAAAAGAUGUUACUUGAUAUAAAUAAUAUUAUGAAUGAAACGAAAAGAAUAUCAAACACAGAUGCAUAUACUAAUAUAACUCUCCAGGAUAUUGAAAAUAAUAAAAAUAAAGAAAAUAAUAAUAUGAAUAUUAAAACAAUUGAUAAAUUAAUAGAUGAUAUAAAAAUACAUAAUGAAAAAAUACAA